Messenger RNA from Parasteatoda tepidariorum (common house spider), 525 nucleotides. RefSeq lists its product as uncharacterized. NCBI's taxonomy places the organism in Eukaryota, Metazoa, Arthropoda, Arachnida, Araneae, Theridiidae. The record is from RefSeq and is a predicted model, not a curated record.
AAUCACGUUGUUCUAAUAACCUGUCCAUUUCGCAAUUGCCCGCCGAUAUUCAUCUUUAAUAUUCAGUUCUGCUACGAACAACAAAAGUGAACACACGCAGCAUUAGUUAACACUAACCCGAAGAAGUUUAUUCGAAUCAAAUAUUAAGAAUGAAAGCACUGGUGAUAGUCUUGCUGUUUAUGGGUUAUGUGGCAUAUAUAGUAAAGGCAGACGAUGCAAGUCAAUUAGGCCCAGAGGAAAAACACACCCUUCUAGACGAGGAAGAUGAUAAAAUAUUCAAACCAAAUGUGAGGCAAAAAUGUGCCCGCCAGUAUGAAGACUGCAGUGUUUUGGAUUGCUGCAAUGAAUGCACCCGUUGUUCUUGCGACAGAAACGGCAGAAAUUGCAGGUGCACGGGAAAGAGUGACCUGGCCAUAUUUUUGGGAUUGUGCAGAGGAUAAAAAUUUUUCUUUGUAUUAUCUAAGAGACACAUUGAAUUGCAAAGGAAUGUUAUUAUGUAAUAAUAAAUGUAGUUUUAUACAGUGA